AGGUGUAAAAAAAACACAGCCUGUGUUUCAGUUGGGAGUUUGAAAUGGUUGCGUGAAGAAGAAGAGUGGUAUCUCUGCGUUUUCUUGAUAAAAAUAAAAACAGUGAUAAUCAUGGGAAGGAAAGACAGCAGCCAAGCGCAGAGGGAGAAACAGAGAGUUCAAUCCGUGGUUGAGCUUCUGAAGAAACAAGCCCCCCCACUCACCAUCAAACAGGAGAAGUUCUGCAACAAUGCUUGCGUUGAGAGAUUUUUGAAGGCGAAAGGAGAUCAUGUGAAGAAAGCGGCUAAGCAGAUUAGAGCUUGUCUUGCUUGGAGAGACUCCAUUGGAACUGAUAAUUUGAUGGCUGAUGAGUUCUCUGCUGAGCUCGCUGAGGGAGUAGCUUAUGUUGCUGGCAACGACGAUGAAUUAAGACCUGUUGUGAUAUUUCGAAUCAAGCAGGAUUACCAGAAAUUCCAUUCUCAAAAACUGUUUACCAGGUUGCUAGUGUUCACACUAGAAGUUGCAAUUCAAACUAUGGCAAAAAAUGUUGACCAAUUUGUUAUCCUCUUUGAUGCCAGCUUUUUCAGGUCAGCCUCUUCUUUUAUGAACAUGUUACUAGCAACAUUAAAGAUUCUUGGUGAUCAAUAUCCUGGCCGCCUUCACAAGGCAUUUGUUAUUGAUCCUCCUUCUCUGUUUUCCUAUCUUUGGAAGGGUGUGAAGCCGUUCGUCGAGUUGUCAUCGUCGGCCGCGAUAGUGUCGUCCAUCGACUUUGAGGAAUCGAUCGAAUUCAACGACUUGAGUUGCUACCCACGCGCUGCCUCCCUCCGGUUCGAUCCCUCGACCGCGGCCAAGCUCGGCUCGUGCUCCUCCUCUCGAUUCUCGUUCACCGUCUCGCACCAUCUCGACUCGUUGAAGCCUUGGUACCUAUCUUUCGGGGACACGUCUGUGUCCAAGGUGGGCCCUGCAAACCACCCCGUUGCAUUCUCGGGUCCCGCCAUCUCACCGCUCAACGCUAGGUCGUACUCCUUUGCUUCGCCGGUUGCAAGAGGGCCACACGACAGCUUCGACGUGGGUAGGAAGGGCAUGUUCCCGUCGACGCCAAUGCCGCAAAGGACUCAGAAAUUGGACUUUGACCCGUCCACGAUCCGCCACCCGAGGACUCCGAACCCUUCGUUCCUAAAAUCGCCGGCCCUAUUCUUCCGGAGGGACUCCCAACCGAGCCGGGUUGAGAAGUCUCGUGAUUCAUUCACCCCGUUCGUAAAGUUCUACCGAAGGCCUUAUGAUGAGAUGAUCUACAGAUCGAAGAUGAGGCCCCCUCUUGGCGGCCUCAUCUCGAUCGUUUCGCCUCAACUAAGACGCAACCGACACAUCUCGAUGUCGCAAAGGUUUUGAAGUUUCUAUAAAGGAAAAUAGUACAUACUAGAAUCUUCAAUUAACCCCAAAAAGGUGUCUUACAUCAUUUAUUGAAUAUUGUUUUGCCUAAAUCUUGGAAGAUCAAAAGGAAAUGUUAUUGCAUAGUACACUAUUUUUGUGUCAAAA
Messenger RNA from Salvia splendens (bonfire salvia), 1518 nucleotides. RefSeq lists its product as uncharacterized. NCBI's taxonomy places the organism in Eukaryota, Viridiplantae, Streptophyta, Magnoliopsida, Lamiales, Lamiaceae. The coding region runs from base 112 to 1371 and encodes 419 amino acids. The transcript is spliced from 7 exons. The record is from RefSeq and is a predicted model, not a curated record.